UCCGCCAUCUUGGUUUCCCUCUACCCUACAAUGGAGUCAACUUAAUUAUUGGGCAAUUCCUCUGUAGUUUCUGAAUUACCGACCGAAGAAAAAUGGGGGACAUGGAAAUUGUAAGGCAGUUCAAUAGUGAACUGUCGACAAUCUAUGAAACCAAGCCACCUAUCUCUAAAGCAAAGGUUGCAUCUGUUACCAGGCUUGCUGUUAAGGCCAUCAAGUAUUAUAAACACGUGGUACAGAGCAUUGAGAAGUUUGCACAAAAGUGUCGGCAGGAGUAUAAAGUUCCUGCUCUGUAUGUGAUGGAUUCUGUGAUACGGCAAUCGCGACAUCAGUUUGGUGCCGAGAAAGAUGUGUAUGGACCACGCUUUGCAAAAAACAUCAAACCAACCUUUCAGCACAUUUUCAGAUGUACUCCAGAGGAACAGGGAAAGGUAAUCAAGGUUUUGAACUUGUGGCAAAAGAAUGGAAUAUACUCACCUGAAGUAAUUCAACCUCUUCUGAACUUGCCAUCUACAUUAACCGAAGAGAGUGAAGUGCCACCUGCUACAGAGACAGUCAAUGCAUCUGCUGUAGAAUUGUCAGAGAAUCAGGUCAACCUAGUCAUGACUAAUCCAGUUGCCGCCAAUCUUGAGGAGCAACAGCAGGAACAUAUAAAACAGAUUCAGCUCCUUCAGCAGAAGCUACAAGAACAGCAGCGCAUUAAUGAGCAACAACAGCAGCAGCUGAGGCAGCAACAGCUUCUUCCACCAGGAGUGGUCACCGUACCACAGGAAACCCAGUCUCCACACCAAAUGGAAAGUGGCGUGUCUGCAACGGUGGAAUCUCAAAGGAGAGGCAAACCUCCUCCAGGACUUGGUCAACAGCAACCUAAGUUUCAACUGCAGCCAGAGGUUUAUGCUCAGAUCCAAGCCCUUACAGGUAUGAACAUACGAAUGCCGCAGGCAAACCAGUCUGCCGCACCAGAUUCAUCGACAAGUUCAUCUCAGGUACUUGUUCCCCAGGGGAAUGGUGAUGAUUCUUUACAACCCAAUCAAAUUACAGGAUUUGCUGAUGGCUCAGAUUUUGGACCUUCAAGUGGCAUGCCUGGGUGGCCUCCCCAUGAGAUCAACCCUGGAACACAACUUGGUCCCCAACCUGGAGAUGAGAGAAGACCGACUCUCAUAGAUGAUUUUGAUUAUGGGGAUGAUGAUGAUGAUGAUGCAAGAAUUGCUGAGCAACGACGCCAUUUGAUGGAGGAAGAGAGACGUUUAAGCCAAGAAACUCGCCCUCGCAUGGGUGAUCUGCAGGGUGAUUUUCAGAGCACUUUCAGACCAAUAGGGGAACCUCAUGACCGACAUCCUGAUCCUGCAGGGCCAUUUGGCAGAAGGUCCCCUGAUCUGCAUUCUAGAGAAAGAUCUCCUGGUUAUUACCAUCGCUCUAGGUCUCCUAGAAGACGGAGUAGGAGUCCCAGGUGGAGAGAUCGCUCACCUCGACGACGGUCACGCUCACCUCAUGGAAGGGAUCGGGAAAGAGACCGAGACAGGGACAGAGAUAGGGACAGAGGGAGGAAUCGGGACAGAGACAGGGAUUGGUACAAAGAUCGUGACUCUGACAGGGAAAGAGAAAAGGAGAGAGGCCGUGGCAGUGACAAAGAAGUUGAAAAAAGAAAAGACUGGAUUCCAGCACCAAAGAAGGAAACACUUAGUGUUUGUAGUACAACAAUCUGGGUUGGACAUUUGGCCAAGAUGGUGAUGAAGGAAAAUCUACUGGAGCUGUUUGAGACCAAGAAGUUUACAGUUUCAUCUAUUGAUAUGGUCCCACCCAGAGGCUGUGCUUAUGUUGUGAUGGCAGAAAGACAAGAAGCUUCUAAGGUGCUGGUUACUUUAAAGAAUGAAAGGCUUCAUGGUAACUCCCUAAAGUUGGCUUGGGCACCUGGAAAAGGAGUGAAAGGAAGAGAAUACAAAGAACAUUUCGAUACGGAGCAGGGUGUAGCUUUCAUCCCUUGGGGCAAGCUGGGAGCUAAUGUGGAUCUACAGGCACUGAGUGAAGGAAGUUGGAUUGACCCGGAAACUGUACCACCAGGACAUCAGAACACCACGAAGGAGGGAUCAGAGGCCGGCAGUGCAGAUACCAAUACCUUUAAAGAUGACAAAGAUCUUGGAAACAUGAGUCAGGAAGAGCUAAUGAAGCUGGCAGCCGCUCAGGCAGCUACUAAUGAAAAGAGUUCAGAGCAACCUCAAGCCGUGAACGCAAUCGGACAGCCCCCGCCUCACGUUCCCCCUCCAGGACCCCACAUGUUCCCAGGACAUCCUCCUAUGAUUCCUCCACCAAUGAUGAUGCAGCAUCCGUUUCCUGGAGCUCGUCUACCUCCCAACAUGGUACCACCAGGAGCACCGCCUCCACAUAUUUCUGGAGUACCACCUCCGAAUAUAGGUGGUCCCCCACUCCAUCAGUUUAAUCCAACAAGACCACCUACUGUAGGAACUCAUAAAGGCCCGCCAGGUCCAUCGCCAAACGUAGGCAGACCACAAGAAGGAGGGCAGUUCCAGUCAGAAAAAAGCCGAUUCCCUUCUUCGGGGCUUCCACAAGAUUCUAGUCAGUUUCCUCCCAAAGAUGAGGAUGGUCAGUUGGCACCUCAUCACCAGGGCAGACUGCAUGAAGCUAAUCAGUUCCCUCCCCAUCAUCCUGGUAGACCUCAUGAACGAGGACAACAUCCCUCACACAAUCCCGUUAGACCUCAGGAUGGGCCGCCUUUUCCUCACCAUCCUGGUAGAUUUCCGGACACCCAUCUCCCUCCCAUGCAUCACGGACCACACCCAUUCCGACCUCAUCACAUCAGAAUGCCACGUUUUCAUCCAGGAGGAGCAAGGUUCCCUCAUGAUCUACCUUCUCUCGUGCCCACUGGAGGACCAAUGCGCCCUCCAGACUUUGGCCCAUCUGGUCCAAAUCCAUGGGGACCAGGGCAUGGUCCCAUGAGAGGCCCACCACCUCAUGGCAUUCCACCUCCUGGUUGGCCGGAGAGCAGACCACCAGAGGAUGCUCAUAAUUCUGAGGCACCCGAAGAAUGGAAUGAGCAGCGCAAAAAAGAAGGUGAAGAGCCUAAGGAAGAGAUUAACACAGUUAACCCAGAUAAAUCCCUGGAUAUCCCCAAUGAAGAGCGAGACCGGAGGCCAAGAAGGGAGCAUGAGGAUCGAGAUCGUGAACGAGCUCGGGAUCGAGAUCGUGGACGUGAUCGUGAUGAUCGUGACCGUCGAGAACGCGAUGAUCGUGGGCGAGGUCGAGAUUGGGAUGACCGUUUUCGUGGUCGUGUUCGCGAUCGUGAACGUGACCGAGACCGUGAAAGAGGGCGUGAUCGUGAUCGCGAUCGUGAUGACCGGCGACGUGAGCGUGAUGACCAUCGGUCAAACAGAAACGUCAAUGGUGAACGGGAUGCAUCUACGGAUGGCCCGAGAAGAAGAAGUCGGUUUGAACCACUCGAACAGAAACCUGACCCAACCGAGUUGCAAACUGGAGAACGGAAUACCAAGGAGAUAAAAGAAGCUUCCGUUGAUGAGUCUUCUGUAAAUCCUCGAAAUUUAGAAAUUGAAUCUAGAGGAGAUGAGGGUGAAAUUGUGGAGGGAAAUGACAAAGAAGGUUUCGAUAAUGUGAAUGCUCUCAUGGACAGUGAAGACGGGAGCUUUCCUAAUGAUUGCCAAACUAUAAACGUUCCUCAGAACAAUGGUGAAAACAUUCCCAAUGAUAUCGGAAUGGUAAACAUCCCCCAGUAUAACGGGGCUAUAAGCAUUCCCACAGAUGUCAAUACCGAGAGCAUUCCCAAAGAUGUCGACGCCGUGAACACUCACACGGAGAUUGCAUCUGACAACGGUUCCAAGGUUAUGGAAAAUGUAGACACUACUCGAGGAUUUUACGAGCAGAAUAGCUCGAAAGAAACUGUUAAUUUAUUGAACCCAGAUAUCAAAACUGAUGAUGAAGUCGAUCAAGUCAGUUCCAGCUGACUGUCUACAAACAAACCGAUAGUUGCGUACUGUGCGGUGAUCUGACUCCUUUUGCCCUCGUCGACCGCUUUGAACCUAACUUUUGUGGAGACUUUGCGUUUUAUCAACUAUCCUAACAGUCUAUUUUACCAUGUACCCCGGUCAAAACCGCAUUUUUUUUUUUUUUUAUCACUACCACUCUUUUGAUACACCAUCCAUCCAUUCCUUUUUUAUUUGAAUAGUAAAUCAUCGGACAUGGGAAAAAUUAAACUUUCCGUGGGAGGUGAAUAUCCUUGAAUUUCAACAUUAAUUACUGAAAGAACUGGAACGGUGAAUUUUUGGCAUGGGUCUCUUCUAUCUUAAUUAAUUUCACAAUAAAACCACGGCUGGCCAUUCAACCUGAAUCAAGUAUUUUACAACGGUAGAAAUGAUAACAAAGGAGCGUCAUUGUCUCCUUUUCCAAAAAAAAAAUUGACAAUAAAAGGAAGAAAGAUAGAUGACGAGUUUGCACGACUACGACGUCGUUUGCGGAAAGAUGUCACUAUUUUUCGUGAUUGAAGCGACGUAGAUAGAUCAGGCAUGCCUACCUGAUUCAGGCCGCAUCGCUAACUUCGUUAGGUAGAGUUUAUGUAGAUUUUUAUUUCUUGGAAAUUAGCUUUUUAAAAUAUUCUUACUUGCUGACGCCUUACUGAACCUUGGCUGUACUGUCCCAUAAGGCUUUUCGGGAAUUGUUCAUGUUGUAUUGCAACGACUUCUCGCAGGUAACGUACAUUCACUAUCAUUUACAGAGACCAAUUGAGGUGUGUAUGUACUUUUUAUUUUAAUUAUUUUAUGUUGUAGGAUGAAGCUCAGCUUGCAGUGUUUAGUGAAGAUCAGCAAAGCACUUAAAUUUUCCAUUGUGGGUUUAGCUCGUUUUAAUAGCUCGGGCGGAAGCAAAUUACUUUCGAUUCUUUGUGAGCAAAGCAAAUUUAAACUGACAGCUGUUGUUGUUUUUUUUCAAGUUGUAUCGCAGAUAACAGCUACAGUUUCGAGUGUAUAUCACAGUCGUUGUAAUUAAAUCAUCGGGCACUUUGCCUCAUUCAUGGUUGACCGUUAUGUGUUGUUAGCCGUAGUUGUGCGUAGUGCAGUUGGCAAUUUUAAUUUUCGUGUGACUGGUGUAGCUUUUUAGACUUCUUUCACCCAUGGAAAACGGGCAGGAAAAGAACGAGAAACUCUUUAAUUUUGUAUUUACAGAAUAAGAGAAUAAAUCGUGGAAAUCUU
This is a messenger RNA of Stylophora pistillata, 5210 nucleotides long. RefSeq lists its product as uncharacterized. The record is from RefSeq and is a predicted model, not a curated record. Gene Ontology annotation, molecular function: RNA binding. Gene Ontology annotation, cellular component: nucleus. Lineage: Eukaryota; Metazoa; Cnidaria; Anthozoa; Scleractinia; Pocilloporidae.